Molecule: messenger RNA, 1303 nt
Organism: Prunus mume (Japanese apricot)
Lineage: Eukaryota; Viridiplantae; Streptophyta; Magnoliopsida; Rosales; Rosaceae
Product: cinnamoyl-CoA reductase 1
Molecular function (GO): oxidoreductase activity, acting on the CH-OH group of donors, NAD or NADP as acceptor
Source: RefSeq, marked provisional
CCCAAUCUUCAGAGUCCAGAGUAGGAGGCACAGACUACAGAAAAUGAGCAGCGGGGCUGGUAAGGUCGUCUGCGUCACCGGUGCGUCCGGUUACAUUGCUUCAUGGCUCGUGAAGCUUCUUCUUCAAGGCGGUUACACUGUCAAGGCCUCUGUUCGCGACCCAAAUGAUCCAACUAAGACAGAGCACUUGCUCGGGCUUGAUGGAGCUCAAGAGAGACUUCAACUCUUCAAAGCAAAUCUAUUGGAGGAAGGUUCUUUUGACUCUGCUGUUGACGGUUGUGAAGGGGUUUUCCAUACUGCUUCUCCCUUUUAUCAUGAUGUCACAGAUCCAAAGGCAGAACUACUUGACCCUGCAGUAAAGGGAACCCUUAAUGUUCUUAAUUCGUGUGCGAAAUCCCAGUCUAUCAGACGGGUGGUCUUGACAUCUUCUAUAGCUGCAGUUGCAUAUAACGGAAAACCUCGAACUCCUGAUGUAGUUGUUGAUGAGACUUGGUUUACUGAUGCAGAUUUUUGUAAGGAAUCAAAGCUAUGGUAUGUGCUUUCAAAGACUUUGGCUGAGGACGCUGCCUGGAAAUUUGUAAAGGAGAAGGGUAUUGACAUGGUUACAAUUAACCCUGCAAUGGUGAUUGGUCCUCUGUUACAGCCAACACUUAAUACAAGUGCUGCAGCAGUUUUGAAUGUUAUUAAGGGAGCUCGAACAUUUCCCAAUGCAAGUUUUGGAUGGAUUAAUGUUAAAGAUGUUGCCAAUGCACAUAUUCAAGCAUUUGAGAUUCCUUCAGCUAGUGGCAGAUAUUGUUUGGUUGAGAGAGUUGCACACUUCUCGGAAGUUGUGAGAAUUUUACAGGAGCUGUACCCUGGUUUGCAACUUCCAGAGAAGUGUGCGGAUGAUAAGCCUUUUGUGCCAACAUAUCAGGUGUCCAAGGAGAAGGCAAAGAAGUUGGGUGUUGAAUUCAUUCCAUUAGAGGUUAGCCUCAAGGAAACAGUUGAAAGCCUGAAGGAAAAGAAUUUUGUCAAUUUCUGAGUCUUCUUGUUUCAGUACUGUGAGGGUCUUUGCAAUAAAUUCGGUCUGUGCUAUGUUUCGGUUGGUGUUUUUGGUUUAGUGACUUAGUCUACUUGGACCCAAAACAGAAAAACCGGACUUAGUCUCCAGCUUGUUGAUUCCUAUAUAUUUACCCACGUGUCUGCAGAAUACAGAAGAAAUUAACUAUUGAAUAAGAUAUUGGAUUACUGAGAGUCAAGUGUAUUCAUGGAACUUUUAUUCUCUUUGAUAUUAAUAGUGAUCUCCCUGUAUUUCUUGUACUGU